GUAGAUGAUGAUGAUGAUGAUGAUGCCUUGUUAAGGGUUUUAUUUUUGGCUUAUCAGACACUGCAUCGGAUAAACGACUUGGGGAGUUUUCAGCCCCGAGCGUACACAGAUCAAAAGCCGUUUCCUAGGCCGUAGAAAGGCACAGAGAUUAAGGGAGAGAGAGGAUAGAGAGAGCUGAAGCUCCUCUCCUAUCAGAUAAUGCCGCUGCCCCAGACCGGGAUGCAGAAGAGAAACCGAGUUUCAAAAUCGCAGGAUGUGUGAAUAAACGCCAGCCAUUUAAAGUACGUAAACAUUUGGGAUAACCGACACUGAAUACCGUGCAGGCCUGUUAAGGAAUCAGAAAGAAGAAGGGCGGCAUUUUAGACUCAUCAGACUUAUCCUUGUGAGGAAGAAGGGCCUCAUGGGACGCUAUGCAGGGCUAAAAUGGUUUUGCACGCUCAUGAGUUACCACAACCAGGAGUUUUCAGACCCGGACAAAUACGGAUCCCGUGCAGUUGCGAUGGUGGACACGCACUCUGGUGUGGGCGUACAUUUUUCGCACAUGAACGUCUGAAAAACAGCUUAUCAUGUGGAUAUCUGCGCUCGCAAAAUUCGUGUGACUUUGCAAAUCGUGUUUUUCUGCUCACUUAUCGGCCAGUUUGUCUCCCGUCAAAGUGUGAGCAUCAGAGUGGAGAAUGAGCUCUCAUUUAGGGCACAAGACAUCAAGAGCUCUGUUUCAUAUUUUGUACUCGUAAUUACGGUCUUUUCUUAGACGGACUGUUCCGGAGGGAAUCCAGACUCCAUUGAGACUGUAGAAAGAGAGUCAUAUUUUUUGUCUUGUAGUUUUUCUUUUUUUCCCUUAUACUUUUUGUUUCAUCGUAUACCUCCCAUCAAACAGUUGUUUUUGUUUUUUCUUUUCUGUUGUCUGACGUCAUAUUCACAUGCACUCAUCUGCUGUGAUGCUUUGAGAGAUAUGAGAUUGGUCUUUGAACAAGUACAGUAUGAAUGCCUGAACUCAAGUUGCUGCUUCCUUUGAGCUCUUUUUGGUGUAACAUGGGGCUUACCGGAGAUUUGCACUAAAAGAGCUUUGCUGUCACUUGAUUUUACUUUUAUUGACCAAAUCUUGUUACAUUCAAGCCAUAUGAACUUAUUUUUGAUGAAACUAGAGCUAUUUUUGUAUUACAGUAAAGUCAUAGUAUCGCAUAUUAUGUGUAUAUGAAUUAAGUCUAUUUUUUAUGUAUCAGCACAGACGUAUACAAAAAGACAUCUGCACUAUUUUACGUUAACCUUUGUUUUUUGGAAAGAAAUGCACCUUGAUUUAUGAGAGCAUAAUCUGUCACAAAAUUUAUUGUUAUGGCCAUGGCUACGCACCAUCCUCACUCAGGUGGGAGACGAGUUUCCUUCUCUCUCUGACGCCUCCCCCUGUUCCCCAGUUUUUCUGACGCCUCCAAAUGCCUGUGGGUCUCAGUGUGGGCGGGGCUCUUGGAGACCCCUCCCCAUCCCGCCCAUUCCGCCCCAGUCGCUAUGUGCCUGUGUCUGCAGCAACCGCCUUCCUUGUGGGGGCCACAACGCUGUUUCUCUGUUUCACAUGUCCGUGGCUAUCAGAGCGGUUCUCCUCCUCCAUUCCGCUCUAUAAUGCUGUGGUCUUCCUCUUCACGCUGGCCAAUUUCUGUAUGGCCACAUUCAUGGACCCCGGCAUCUUUCCUAGAGCUGAAGAAGAUGAGGACAAAGAGGAUGAUUUCCGGGCUCCGCUCUAUAAGACGGUGGAGGUGAGGGGCAUUCAGGUGCGGAUGAAGUGGUGCUCCACAUGUCGCUUUUACAGACCACCUCGCUGUUCACACUGCUCUGUGUGUGACAACUGUGUGGAGGAGUUUGACCAUCACUGCCCAUGGGUGAACAACUGCAUUGGCAGGAGGAAUUAUCGUUAUUUCUUUCUGUUCCUGCUCUCGCUCACUACUCACAUUAUGGAUGUGUUUGGCUUCAGUCUGCUGUACAUCCUCCAUCACACUAAACAACUGGACCAGGUCCACUCUGGAGUCACUAUGGCGGUGAUGUGUGUAGCUGGUCUGUUUUUCGUCCCGGUUGCAGGACUCACUGGGUUUCACAUUGUCCUUGUUGCCAGAGGGAGAACAACUAAUGAACAGGUGACUGGGAAGUUCAGAGGUGGCGUUAACCCCUUCACCCAUGGGUGCUUAAAAAAUAUUGCACACGUGCUGUGUAGUUCACAGGCUCCCAGGUAUCUUGGCCGCUUGAGAAAGCCUCAUUCUGUUCAGGUCCAGCCACCAUUUCUACGGCCACCUCUUUCUGAAGCCCAACUAGCAGCUAAAGUUCUGGAUAAUGGCAUCCAACAGUCUAAAAGUAGUUUGGAGAUAAUAGAGAGUCAGUCCACUGAUGCUGAUCCCCCUCCACCACCUAAACCAGAGCACAGAUACCCUGGGCUGCCUCACACACAAAAUGAAGAGUGCAGCUUGCUGACUGAUGCUCCACCCACACCCUCAUUGUAUAAAUACAGGCCGGCCUACAGCAGUCCAGGAAAAAACCACACAGCCUCAACACAUUCCAGCAAGAUGAGUCGGGGGAACAGUAUGACUGAGUCUCCCUCUGUCCCCGUCACCACUGGGCAGCCCAGCUACCGCUCAGACCCCAGUUUGUCAAGCCGAGGGGGUGCAGGGUGCCGUGGGGGAGGGGAGGGAGGUAGAGCAGGCUCGGGGGGCCUGGGUGGGGCCUCUGCGUUUGGUGGGCGAUCCUACCCUUCUUUUACCGACACCCUACUCCAGUCAGCAGCAGCCUCUUGCUCCUCAAGCCUUCGUUCCGCCCAUACGGCCCACAAUGCCCUCGGGCCCCUCAUCUCUGAGGGUACAACCUCCACUAGCUACAAGAGUUUAGCCAAUCAGACACGCAACGGCAGCUUGUCGUACGAAAGUCUGCUGACGCCCUCCGAAAGCCCGGAGUUCGAGUCUGCUGCUCAUGAGCUGUCCCCACCCAGACCGCAUCCUCCGCACUCUCUUAGCACAGCACCGGGGGCCCCGCCUAUUUUGGGGUACACGUCCCCUUUCCUGUCAGCUCAGCAGAGGGAGGGCUCUCUCCAGGCCUGCCCUGCCCCCCUAAGACCUUCCCCCAACAGAGCUUUCCUGCGCCCAACAAGCUCACCCCCUUCUCGGGCUCCGCCCCUUUCUCCUCGCGCUCGCUCAUUGGGCUCCCCUCCUCCCGGCCCCGCCCCUGGCCAUACACCUCUGGGCAAAUCACUGUCCUAUGGAGGUGGCGCCGAAUUACAGCACCGCCCCUCUAGCUCAGGGGGCGGGACUUCGAUGCAGAAUAACACUGUCUCUUUCUUCCUGCAACCCAUGGCCACUCUACUAUUCCUCGAAUUUCUGUACACACCCUCCAUCUUUCUCUGUCCUUUUUCCUUCUCUGUUCUCUUUCUUUACGUUCAUCUGCUCUCUUCUGCCCUCCCCUCCUCCUGCCUUGUGGCCAUAAGGAUGACUCUGUCUCUGUGCUAAGCUCGACUAUUAAACAAAACGUGGCCAAUCAUAACACCCAUUCACACAAACCUGCAGGAGGGGUGAAGAAAGUGUCCGGUGUUGGAGGAACGACCUACGAGAUUUCAGUAUGAGUGACAAAAGAGAUUCAGGAUUCACUUGGCAGUUUUCGCCCUCUGAGCUUCAGCCGAAUGGAUGUAAAGCUGCUCAACCAAACAUGCAAAAAAGCAUGUAAGACUACAAGGAGAAAUCGUAAGUGUUUCCCAGUCAAACCUCAUCAGUCACUGUGGAGGACGUUUACUGAGAACAUGGACCAGUAAAGAAGAAUCUUACGUUUUGUUUUUUUCUUUCUUUUUUCUUCUGAAUAUCAACGUUACAAAUCCCACAGACAUUCUUAGUUAUUUAAAGAAUCAUUUGGUACUUCGAUGUAUUACCUAACGAUUUAUACGCAAGACUGUGCAAUGAUAAAUGGGCGUUCAGCUUUAGAAGGCGGGACCAUGUGAGACGCACUGAUGCCUCAUUCAGAAUGACGUCAACAGAAACCACAAGCCUCUCAGCAGUCAGCCAAUAAGCAUUUGAAACACUGACUACACAAAUCACUGUUCAGUCUUGCAUAUUCAAUAGAACUCUGUUUCAAACCCUUAAAGAGACGGUUCACCAAAAAUGAAAAUUCUGUCAACAUUUAAUACCCUUAUGUCAUACCAAAUUCAAAAGAACACAAAAGAAGAUAUUUUAAUGAAUGUUCAUGCUGCUUUUUUUUAGACAAUAGUGUCCACAUAUAUACUUUACAGCUCCAAAGACAAAAAAGGCCGUAAAAGUGGUCAAUACAACUUAUAAAGUGUUCUAAAAUGAAUGAAAAUUAAAAUAAUAUGACGGCUGACAGAUGCAAAAUGCAACAGUUGUUGUGGCAAUUAUGAAAACAUUCAUGUGUGCUGAUCAUAUAACUUUCAUUUUUAGGUGAACUAUUUCUUCUUCUUUUUUUUCAUUAUUAUUUUAUACAGGUACAGAUGUAUAUUAUAAGUAUUAAGUUUGAUAAAGAUGAUAAUAUUAAGAAGCAGGCAUAUAUGAUGUAUGAUUGUUUGUUUUAGGUCGGAUGGUGUUUGUCAGACUUAUAUGGCUGCAUCAGCCAGAUGAACUUGUCAGCCAAAGAAACUCUGUUUGAUGGAUAGCACACUCGGCGAGUAGGAGCGAAUGUAUCUAAAGACACACAAGUUACUAGAGCACAACAUAUUAAGCGAAAGAUUAUUUACUUACUGAAGAUAUCAUAUGCAAAUUGUAACUUUGUGUCGGCGUGUCCAAUAAAUCAAGAGCUAUGCUCUCUUGAUAAACGGUCAGCCAAUCACAAGAGAGUUUAUUUAUUAAGCCGGAGGAGGCCAGUGCAAAUACAUGCUGGAUGCACCAUCAUAUAGAUGGGGACAUUGAUUUUAAAAUUAUAUUCUUUUAUGUUUUGACUUUUUUUUUCUUUUUUUUUUUUUUAACUGGACAUUGGUUAAAACAAACAGCUAGAGUACAGUGAUUGUCUCCUCGUAGAUAUAUAAGUUUGAUUGUAUUAGUCAAAGUGAGGGAAUGAGUGUGAAGUUUUAUCUGGACUUGCCUGACUGUUGUACAAGAGCACAUUCCAACUCUCCAUUUGGUUCAGAUAAGAGGCCGUUCACGUCUUUUGUCUGCUUUUUGAGAUCGGAGGAACGGUCAGUGUAAGAUAAAACCGCUUAUGCAGAGACACAAGUUUGUUUUUUUAUCUUUUGUCAUUUCCACCAUGGCCUUAUGAUGCCUUUUAACUGUUAUCAAGGGUGUUUCGGUCUGCGUAUUUGGCUCUGAGAGAGAUGAUAGAGGAUUGUUGUGUUGGGUUUCGGGUAAGAAUGCAGACUCGUUUAACCCUUCUCUAUUCCUUUAAUGCCGCUGACUCUGAGUCACAUGAGCAACACAUUUUCAACAGAACAAUAAACAACAGAAUGAACACAG
This is a messenger RNA of Puntigrus tetrazona (Sumatra barb), 5420 nucleotides long. It is a transcript of the gene zdhhc5b, whose product is annotated as zinc finger DHHC-type palmitoyltransferase 5b. The record is from RefSeq and is a predicted model, not a curated record. The coding region runs from base 1431 to 3479 and encodes 682 amino acids. The transcript is spliced from 13 exons. Gene Ontology annotation, molecular function: palmitoyltransferase activity. NCBI's taxonomy places the organism in Eukaryota, Metazoa, Chordata, Actinopteri, Cypriniformes, Cyprinidae. Gene Ontology annotation, biological process: protein palmitoylation.